Messenger RNA from Mitosporidium daphniae, 273 nucleotides. RefSeq lists its product as uncharacterized. The record is from RefSeq and is a predicted model, not a curated record. Lineage: Eukaryota; Fungi; Microsporidia. The transcript has a single exon. Bases 1 to 273 code for a protein of 90 amino acids.
AUGUUGGCCGAAAGGUCUCCGUCUCCCACUCUGAUUGAGGUUGAGAAUAUUAAUGGAAAUGCAGCGGUGCUUGCCUUGAUCCGCUCCCUUGACGAUGAGGAUCAGAAUGUUGAUGCAGCAGCAGGAGUGGAUCCGAUUUUCUUUGCUCCCUCACCAAUCUCCGAGCAUGACUUUUGGAGGGUCAUCCUCAAAAAGUCAAUCAAUGCCCUUGCGGCCGGCAUUUCUUUUGGGCUUGGAGCGGCUCUUGUCGACCAUUGCUUUCUUCGCAAAUAA